CCGGUUCAGAUUUUUGUUGUGUUCUGUUGUUGAGGUGUCGCUUCAGAGUGAGGAGUGAGGGCGCGCAUCUGCCAUCUGCCGCAUCUCCUUCUCGCCUGAACAGCUGAGAACAAUUCCAGUGGAGAGCAUCAGGAGAAUCGAGCUGCAAUGGCAGAAGGAACUUCUGAGAGAAAAGUGGACCUGGUGUUCGAUGACAAUUCAGUUGUGACCGCAGAAGUCAAAUUUCUGUGUGAAAUUAGCCUCUUCUUUGAUGCCAUGCUUCGUGGUAACUUCAAAGAAGCAAAUUCAGACAGCAUCAAACUGAAGGGUUUUUGUACAAAAUCCGUGACGUUAUUUUUGACGGCAGCAAUGAAGAGCAAGUUGGAUUUGUAUUUUGCCGUCCACAUAAUCAUGAGUCCCAAGAUAUUCCAAACUUUGAAAAUGCUCAUGGUCAAAGUGGACUUGGAGGAAAUCGCCAUGAUUACCAUGACACAGCGGAACAUUUCAAAGUACCGCAAAAUUGCUGCCGACACUGGAAACAACAUUUUGGAGGAGAAAUGUUUGAGGAAGGCCGUGGGAAUUUUCAGUGAAUUCCGCAAAACUCGCCAAUUCAAGAGGAUGAAAAUCGAAACAAUAAAGAAAAUGCUCAACCGCAGGUACCUGGACUGCAAUUCGGAAACUGAGGUUUUGAAGGCGGCCAUGGGAUGGUUGAACUUUGACAUGCAAGGCCGAGAGGGACAAAUGGAAGCGGCGCUUUCGCUCGUCGACUGGCACAAGAUUAAAACAAACCAGUUCAGGUUCCUGAUUUCGAAAUCGAAAAUAGUCAAAAAGAGCUGGAAGUUGAAACACCUGAUCUCCAUGACCUUUUUCAAUUUGAAAGGAAAAUAUUCACCUUCAGACAAACUAUUUGAGGACGUUUCCAAGAUACUUUCGGCCAGGAAGCAAAUGGAAAAACAGCCUCUUUUCUUCAUGGUCCAAACUGAGGUCAAGAUAUCCAAGAAAACAUUCAGCCUCUUGUUUUUCUAUGACGUGGAAAAUGAGCGGUUCACAGACACCAUGGUCAGUGUGCAAAAAGAUCAAAUGAAUUUCGAGCACGACUUUGACAUCUAUGAUUUCCAGGUCUACAUGUUUGGCAGGGUAAAAAAUGGUGAACGCAAGGGACUUAUCAGGAAAAGGCCAGUCUAUUUGCCACUCCGGUGGAAAAACGUUGGCCGAUAUGAAGCCAGACUGGCCAGCACUCGUCCAGUGGAAAAUCGGAGGAGUGUUGAAGUUAAUCAAAUGCGUGAACACAAACACAGUCUGAGGCAAGAAGAGGAGGAAUUUGCGCCCGAACGGCUUCCGGACAACCCUGUUGAGGUGCAGCGCUCUGGAAGAAACUUUUACAUUUUCCAUGUGGGAUGCGAGCAGUUUGACACCAAAGAUCGUUCUGUAAGAACUUUGUGGGAAAAAGAUGACGGCUGCACUUAUUGCGUCAAGUCACCCUUCAUCUACAGCGCCUUCAGAGAGGGCAGCAGACACUUGGAGUUCUAUGAGUAUGACUUGAAAAAGUUUAGUCUGGAGAACCAUUUGAAGAGCGAUUUAAGACGAAUGGCUCGCAGGGUCAACGCACCACCACCACCCCUUGUGCUUCUCAGCCCUGGUCUCAGCUUCUUGACGCCCAUCAAAAAGAAUUUGUACAUUUCAGAAAAGAUGUUCGAUUCUUUCAAUGAUCCCAAGAAAAUCUCACGCACAAGGUUCCUUCUGAAGGACAAUCUGAAACGCACGGAACUCCCCAUUGUCUACCAGUUUUCCUUUAGAAAUGUUCUCCACUUCCUACUCAAUGAAAACACCAACAACGAAGCUGACAAGCGCAGCUUCGGACUUUACAAGUUCCUGGGCACGGCAGGUCAUGGCGUGGAGAAGAUCAAGAGUCUGCCUGACAUGGCCGUCCAAAUGAAACAACUUCUGGCCAAGCACUUUUCCUUACUCGAACACGAAUUCGAUCUGGCCACUUCGAUGAAGUUCAAGCUGGUCAACCCUGUCUGGUUUGAAGGAAUAGAUUACAAGAAGCGGAUAGGAAUCAGCCCAUCAACCAGUGACCGUUAACAUUUAUUUACAGCAGGAAAAGUUUUUCGGGAGCAAAUUUUUCAAACGUACAAAUUUAUAUUUUGUAAGCAAUUGGAAUUAAAUUUGAGAUGAAAAACUAGAGGAAUUGAUGUUAUAAAAACAUUCAAUGUUAAUUGUAAAAGUAAAUA
Neocloeon triangulifer is the source of this 2213-nucleotide messenger RNA. RefSeq lists its product as uncharacterized. The transcript is spliced from 12 exons. Lineage: Eukaryota; Metazoa; Arthropoda; Insecta; Ephemeroptera; Baetidae. The coding region runs from base 148 to 2064 and encodes 638 amino acids. The record is from RefSeq and is a predicted model, not a curated record.